AUGCAAGCUGAAGGUCUCGGGACAUUCAGUGCAGGGAUCAUGCAUCCUGACGACUCGGAUGCCGUCCAGACGGAGGAGAAGAUCUGGGACCUCACGAUGCCUGUGAACUGCAAAGGGGUCUGGUGGGGUUGCAAGUAUGGCAUCCAGGCAAUGCUUGCUAACCCCGUGGAUGAGAGCAAGGGCCUGAAGCCGGGCGGAAGCAUCAUCAACACGGCCAGCUUUAUGGCCAAGCUCGGCGCCGCCACUCCCCGACUCGCUUGGUGCCGUGUUGGCGAUGACUUGAGAACUGGCACUCGAGAACUGGCGAUGGUCCACGCCCGAGACGGGAUCCGAGUGAAUGCGCUUUGUCUCAAUGGCGAAUGCGCCCUGAAGCUUCAGCCCCAGCUCGCCAAACCCGCCGAGCAAGCCGGGGGAUCAACCAACCAAGAGCUCGCGGCGAUCCUCAAGAACCAAGUGAUCUGGAUCAAAAAGGUCCUCUCGAGCCUCCAACUCCGCACCAUUGGCCGCAUCUGUGAGGUCUUGUUGGCCCUUGGCGAUGCCAUUAAGAUCCAGCCUAACGUGCUCCUGCAUGAACUCAAAUUUUUUGGACUCGCAACCAAUACUGCCGGCCUGUUUUGA
This is a messenger RNA of Puccinia triticina, 618 nucleotides long. RefSeq lists its product as uncharacterized. The coding region runs from base 1 to 618 and encodes 205 amino acids. NCBI's taxonomy places the organism in Eukaryota, Fungi, Basidiomycota, Pucciniomycetes, Pucciniales, Pucciniaceae. The transcript is spliced from 4 exons. The record is from RefSeq and is a predicted model, not a curated record.